UCUCAACUUCAUUAUUCCUAAACAUGCAGAGACUAAUAAUCACUUGUGUUUUGAUUGUUUUCUUUGUUUCACCAUGUUUAUGUAAGAGGUUGUUGAUGGCAACUUCCAACACAUACAAUGUGAUUGAUUAUGGUGCCAAAGGAGAUGGUGAAACUGAUGACUCCCAGGCAUUCUUAAGUGCAUGGAAAAAGACCUGUUCGACAGAUGGUGAAUCAAGCCUAGUUAUACCAUCAAAAGCAGUAUUUUUACUGAAGAAGAACGUAAUCUUGAAAGGUCCUUGCCAAGCCAAAAACAUUCAAAUUCAGCUUCAAGGAAAAAUAAUUGUACCAACCCAGGAUGCAUGGCUAGGUGAUAAAUCUCCGAUAAUUUGGAUCUCAAACGUGAAUGGUCUCAGGAUCGAUGGAACUGGAGGAUUAAUCGAUGGCCUCGGUUCUUCUUGGUGGUCAUGCAACUGUCAACGACCAUCGGUCCUUGGUUUCAAUUCAUGCAAUGGUCUCAUUGUUAGUUCCUUGAGCAUCACAAAUAGUCCACAAGCUCACAUAACCAUAAAUGGUUGUGAGGGUGCCACAUUUUCCAAUAUUAACAUUAAGUCUCCUGCUAAUAGCCCUAAUACCGAUGGAAUCGACAUUUCUUCUUCCAAAAGCAUCUUGAUAAAAGAUUCCAACAUAGCUUGUGGUGAUGAUUGUAUUGCAAUCAUAGGUGACUCUUCUGACAUCAAUGCCACUGGAAUUGCUUGUGGACCAGGCCAUGGAAUAAGCAUUGGAAGCUUGGGUAAAAACAAUGGCCAUGACAAAGUGGAACAGGUUUAUGUAUAUAAUUGCAGCUUCACGAAUACUAAAAAUGGAGCAAGAAUCAAGACAGUUGAGGAUGGACUAGGUUAUGCCAGAAACAUCACUUAUGAGAAAAUUACAUUAACACAAGCUUACAACCCAAUACUUAUAGAUCAAAACUACGUCGGUGUAGAGAGUGAAGGAGGAGUUGAAGUGAGUGGGGUGACAUUUCGAGGGUUUCAAGGAACAUCAGCAGAUGACAGAGCUAUUACCUUAGCUUGCGGUUCAAAAGGUUGUUUCGACAUUGUGUUGGAUCAAGUUGACAUUACAUCUUCCAGAGCAGGAAAACCAGCAGCUUGUUCUAGCAGUAAUGCCCAUGGAACAGCUACAUCCACAGUUCCAAAUUGUGACUCCUUAUCUCAAUGAAGUAACAAUGUUACCUCGCACAUGUGUACGGGAAAUGAUGUAUCAAGAGCAGGGUUUUUGUUUUUGUUUUCUUUUUUUGGUAAUAAAUAAUAAGUAUUGUUGUUUUUAUGGAAAAGGAGGAAUAAGAGUUUCUUUAUGAA
Messenger RNA from Vigna angularis (adzuki bean), 1336 nucleotides. Its product is annotated as probable polygalacturonase At3g15720. The transcript is spliced from 8 exons. Gene Ontology annotation, biological process: carbohydrate metabolic process. The record is from RefSeq and is a predicted model, not a curated record. The coding region runs from base 24 to 1196 and encodes 390 amino acids. Gene Ontology annotation, molecular function: polygalacturonase activity. Lineage: Eukaryota; Viridiplantae; Streptophyta; Magnoliopsida; Fabales; Fabaceae.